Molecule: messenger RNA, 9396 nt
Organism: Mobula hypostoma (lesser devil ray)
Lineage: Eukaryota; Metazoa; Chordata; Chondrichthyes; Myliobatiformes; Myliobatidae
Product: WW domain-binding protein 1-like
Exons: 4
Coding region: 95-1030 (311 amino acids)
Source: RefSeq, a predicted model, not a curated record
UGGAGAUUGGGGUGUCGCUGGCGGUUAGGGCGGCGGAGGCUCGAAGGGAAAUUGGGAAAUAAAUGAACGGUGACGGCGGCCGUGCGCCCGAGAAAUGGCGAAGAUGAUCAUCGGCUUCUUCCUCUUCAUCUCGCCGGCCUUUCCCGUCGGACCGUCGGGAAUGGAGCUGCACGCCGAGGCCAAAGAGCUCUGCUUCGGAGUGAACAAUGAGCCUUACUGGUGUGAAACGGGAUACUGCUGUGGGGAGACUGAAUGUUGCACCUACUAUUACGAACUGUGGUGGUUCUGGUUGGUCUGGACUAUAAUUAUCAUGCUUAGCUGCUGCUGUGCUUAUCGUCACCGGCGUGUAAAACUCCGACUGCAACAGGAGCAGCGACAGAGGGAGAUCAGUCUGAUGGCAUAUCAGGGUGCUAGUACCUACACAACACAACCACUGGAUUUAAGGUUCUGGGCAAACUGUAAGCUUCCAGACUAUGAGGAAGUAGCAGGCCACCCAGCUACACCGCCGCCUCCCUACUCUGAGCCACAACAACAGAACGGACAAGCCUCUGCCUGCGAAAACGCUCUGGUAGAGAGCCAGCCGGCUCUGCGGGAGUCUGCGGCUUCGCUGACGCAAGGACCGGAGACAAGCUCGUCCGCUCAACAGGAAGGCGGGCAGGCGGGGCCGGACACCCCAGUGCUCACUGGUUCAAGUGACAGGGUAAAUGGUGAUACGGUCCAAGGGGAGGAAUCUGCUGAUUUUAAAACCUUGGAGGCGGACUCUCAUUUGUGUGACCACGGAGAAAUGAAGGAAGACAGCUCCUCGAGGCACAGGCGAAUCACUGGAGACUCUGGCAUAGAGGUGUGCGUGUGCCAGAUGGAUGAGGACCCUUACCACGAGGAAGUGGGUCUGAUGAAUGGCGACGGCGCCCGCGAGUGUUGUGAGGCGCAGUCAUCGUGUAGCUCCCAGAUUGUCAAACAGGCUCCAAGCGAGCAGCCGAAACAGUGCUCAACAAAAGAGCGGGAGGAGGAGAACAGUGAUGUGGUAUAAAUGUGCCCUAUUGCUGGUACUCGAGUCAAACAGAUGGUGCAAUCUAUGACUGCUGACUGUUAAGCAUUAAUUAAAUCUGGACUUACAAUAUGUUUUCCACAAGGUACCCGGCGUCAAUCAGGUGAAAGACACAAAUUGUAGUCUAUAGACAGUUUUGCAUCUGUCUGGUGUUUCAGUCGGGCGGCCUACAAAUAGUCCAGAUUUCUUAUUAGCGAUUUUUAAAAUACUAUAGCAAUAUAAUGAGUGAAUAAUUUUCAAACUUUUGUCUUCAAAGCCUCUUAUUAGAAAAAUAUUCAGGCUUGUUUUGCCAUUUAAAACAAACUCACUCCAAUUUUUUUUAAAAUUACUUUGUAAAGUAGUGGGGUGAGGAAGGAAGCCUUUCUCUAACCUCAACUAUAGUUUGAGGGGAAAUGGGGCCUUUACAUUAUUUCCCAUUUGCUGUUGUAUAGCAUUCGGGACAUGACAGAGGUUCUCGAGCUACUUCAGUUAAAGGCAUCACUGGAGGACUUUCAUCCUUGCAGUGUCCAUGUAGCUUCCUGUAGAGUUCCUGACAAAAGUCCUGCCUAGAAUUGGACAGUCGGUACGUGGUGACUCUCUGCCCUGUGAUGCAGCACGUUAACUGGUUUACUGCCAUAUCCAAGGAUACUUACAUCAUUUAACUUAUUAAAAGAUGGAUCUGUUGUAUUACAACACAUUACCCAUCUGAAACUCCCUGGCUCCUGGUGGUUCUUUUAUGCAGGAGGCUCAGUUUUAAUAAAAAAUUGUUUGGUCUGCACUAAUGCAUUGUAUAAGUUUACUUUUAAGUUUAAGUUUAGAUUUGGCAUUAAGUUUAUUUCUGUGGUACUUUUGGUAUAAGUUUAACAGAAAACAGAAAUGUAUUACGAUUUGAAUGUUGAUGUGCUAAAUGAUAUACCAAACUUUUAUUCGUAGUAGGUAUAGUGUCUCCAUCAUAUUUUUAAAAAGCGCCAAACCCGAGGCAAUUGUUCAUAGGAUAGUAAAUGCAGUUUCUACCAAAAGAAAGUGUUAGAUGUUCACCAUGUGUUUUACAGGUAUUCUGCCCAUUUGAUGCAUAACCUGUUACACUGGAAUUCCAUCAGAAAGGUAUGCAAUAGUCAUGUUUCACAUUCUUGUCUGAUGAGCUUGGAUGAGGUAUGGCAAGAAGUUAGUUUUAGCAAGUGAAAUACUGGCAGUUACAGAGCAAUUGAAGAUAUAAUACUUGACAAUAUCAGCGUGUGUGUGUUCUUUCUCCCAUUGAAUAUAUAGGCAAUAACCCCGUGAACCUUUAUUUUAGCCUUGGGUUAGUUAUGACAAUUAUUUUAAUCAGUUGGGUACAGAGUUGUAUAAGAAGGUUCAACCUUGUACCUCUUGACAUGUAGACAUCAAACUAACCCAGCGUGGAGGGUGGAAGGAUCUAAAUCUUUCUUGGCAGGACUUGCUUGUACUUACUAUAGUUUUUGAUUUAUAAAAUAUAUAUAAGCAUAAAUAGUGUUGGAACAUGCCUUAGACAUCUGAAGAAUUGGUGUAGGGAAGGCGUGAAUGCAAACAGACAAUUCUGUGUGAAAUUAGAGACUCAGUUAGAUAUGCAACAGUAAUGGCAGGAUUUGUAUGCCAUUACUUCCUACCAGAUGAAACCCAACUUCACUUACCGGUGAGCUCCACACCUUUAAUGCGUGUUUUGAAAGGGAGAAGAAAACUACAUUUGUGUGCAUCCCUGCAGCAUCUGGCAACCCUAUGAUAUGUGUUUCAGAGGCCAGCAUCGGCAUUCUUCAAGAGGGUGAACCCUCAAGGCAUCAGACUCCGAUGUUGUACCUGGCUGGGUAUUAAUAACCUGUGCCAUCUGACUGGCGGGAGUGUUCAAGGAGAUCUUUAACCUCCCAUUGCUACAGUCAGAGGUUCCCAACUGCUUCAGAAGGGCAUCAUUCAUACUAGUGCACAAGAUCAGGGUGAGUUGCCUCAUCAGUUAUCGCCUGAUAGAACAUCGACUGUGAAGUGCUUUGAGAGGUCAGUCAUGGCUAGAAUUGACUCCUGCUUGAGCAAGACCCUGGAAACCUUACAAUUUGUCUACUGCCACAACAGGUCUAUAGCAGAUGCAACCUUACAGGCCUUCCACUUGGUUUUGAAGCACCUAGAAAACAACAAAAUGUACAACAGCCUGCUGUUCAUCAAUUACAGCUUGGUGUUCAAUACUACCAUCCCUUUGACACCAUUGUCUCUCAGUACUGAUCAAAACUUGGGCCUUCCUACUUCCAAAAGAUGUGUAGCUUGUUGGGUUGAGUUGUUCUCCAAUCUUGGAAGUUUACUUGCAAAUAUUUGAUCACCAUGUGAGGAGUCAUUGUCAGUGUGAUGUUGAUUGUGGUUCUGUCCUCUGAAUGCGUAAAUUAGGAUCAAGGUAAACAAACACAUAGAACCGGAUCCUAUUUAUGAGUCAAUGCCCCACAUCAUGUGAUUUCCUCCCCACAUCAUGAUUGAGUUUCUGAAAUGAUGUCCAAUCAGCUGAUUGAGAAGUAUGUAGAGGCCAAGCAUUCAGAGGGCAUCACAAUCAACAGCACACUGACAUUGUCUCUUUGCAUGGUGACAAUGUUUGCAAGUAAACUGCCGAGAUUGGACAGCAACUCAACCCAGCCCUUCUACCUCCCUCAGAAAUGGGAUCCUUUAUUUCCUCAUUGGGAGACUACAGCUAGUGCAAAUAGGUAAAAACAUCUCUGACAACAUCUCACAGGAUAUAUCUUGGGUCCCACACGUUGAUGCAAUCGUGAAGAAGGCACACCAGUGGCUCUAUGUCUUAAGGAGUUUGAGGCAAUAUCUAUGCCACUAAGGACUUGCAAAUUUCUAAAAGUUGUGCAGUGGAGAGUGUUCUAACUGGUUGCCUUACUGCCUGGUGUGGAAGCUCCAUUUUAUAGGAUCACGCAAGGCUGCAGAGGCUUGUAGAUUUGGUCAGCUCCAUCACAGGCACAACUCUGUCCAUGGAAAAUUCUUCAAAAGGCAGCAUCCAUCAUUAAAGACACUUGCCAUCCAGAACAUGCCCUCUUAUUACUAUCAUCAGGGAGCCUGAAGCCCCACACUCUGUUUAGGAACAGCUUUUCCUCCCCUCUGAAUGGUCCCUGAACACUACCUCGUUAUUCUUCUUUUGCACUAUUUAUUUAUUUUAGUAGCUUGUGUUCUUUAUGUAUUGCACUGUACUGCUGCCGUAAAACAACAAAUUUCACGGGAUGUUAGUGACAAUAAAUCUGAUUCGGGUGAUAUCCGCCAUUUGUACUCUUCCCUGUUGCCCCUGCCAGACCUGUACUCCUCUUUGUGCUCCCUCCUUUCCAUCUUAAACUAGAGAAAGGUAUCAGUCUUGUGAACUUCAUUGAAAAUAUUCUAAACAAACACUACAAAAAGUAAGAAAAUGGAAUUACAGAAGUCUAUUAAUAUAAACAAUAUAUGCACAAGGAUUAUUGUUUUGUUACCUAGACUUUUUAUAAAAUCUCAGUGAAGGGCAUGAUCAUAAUUGGUGCCAUACAAGCAACUGGAAUGCCUUUUUCAAAGAAAGAAAGCCAGCAGGCAUUAAGAACAGUAAGAAUUUAUAACAAAUUUCCAAACUCAGUCUUGAUUGAUCACAAUGAACAAGAAGAGUGGACAUAUCUUUCUGUGAUCAUUCUGAACUCGGUAAUAAAUUACUGAUGUCAUAAUGGUUAGCUAAAUAGUAUGUGCGACAUUUGCAAAUGACAUUCAGCCAUAAUAAUUUUUAAAUCAAUGAGAAGGCAAAGUAAAUGCAGAAAUUGCCCUCUUCUUCUGUCUUUUGCAUUACACCUUGUCAUAAAUCUGAGGUGGUGGAGAGAAAGUAGCUUCUGAAAACAGACUGCCAAUGACUAGCAAUGAGAGUAAUUGAAGACUCAGCACUGUACAGUGGGGAGACAGGCCCACCAUAUCGAUGCAGAUCAUGAGCCACCUAAUGAUUUAAUUUGGUAAAUUAUUUGAAACAAUAUCACUCUGGUCACUUUAUUAGGUACACCUGUACACCUUAUUAAUGCAAAUAUCGAAUCGGCCAAUCAUGUGGCAGCAACUCAAUGCAUAAAAGCAUGCAGACAUGGUCAAGAGGUUCAGUUGUUGUUCAGACCAAACAUCAGAAUGGCAUAACUGCCAUUCACUGGAUGCUUUCUGUGGGCAAAAGUGCCUUGUUAAUGAGAGAGGUCAGAGGAAAAUGGCCAGACUAGUUCAAGCUGACAGGAAGGCAACAGGAACUCAAGAAACCAUGUGUCACAACAGUGGUGUACAAUAGAGCAUCUCGGAACACAUAACGCUGGACCUUGAAGUGGAUGAGCCACAGCAGUAGCCAUCUGCGCUGGGUUUCCCUCAUACCUAAUAAAGUGGCCACUGAGUAUAGGCUGAAAGGGUACACGUGAAAGUUUAAAUAAACCCAAAUGGAGCAAACUUAAUAAGUUUGUGAUCUGUGGAUUUGAAUAGCUCCUUAAAAAUUUAAUUUUGAGCAAUAAAAUAUGUCAAGGCCUUUAAAUGGCUGUUUAUACAGAUGAGAGAUAUAAUAGAAGUAUCAAGGUUGCCUGAAUUAUUUCCAACAGUAAAGGCUGAUCAUAUGGGAGAAAUAGCACAUAGUGGCCAUGUUAUUAAGGGGAAAGUAAGCUGAUUGUAAAGGAUCCUGUGAGUAAAGAAUUUGACAGUAGGAUGUAAGGGACAGUAGUAACUUCAAGGUUCUAUGCAUUCCCAUCUAAGUAAAGUGGAAAAUGGAAUGUAUCGGCCAUAAGCACUGAGCUGAGGCAGUGCAUCGAAAUGGGCAAUUGAACAAUUUCCUUGGUGUUUUUUAAUGUAAAGAAUUGGCUGUCCUUUUGAGUAUUAUUUUGAGGGAGAUCAUUUGGUUUUUUUGCAAUCUCAGAGUACUGUUAUAUUUUGAUGCCUUUUUAAUAUGAACAUUUUAAUUUUGUAAUUUGAUAGGGACAUUGAUAGAAGAUGCAUGUUCUAUGGUGUGAUUUCAUUGUACUCUGAAUUACAGUGCUGAAGUCUUUUUUAUAUAUAUAUAUAUAUAUAUACAUAUAUAAAAAGAAUAAAUGAAAAUUGUUCCCUUGCUGCUACUUAAGAUCAUGAAUGAAUUAUUUCUGGCACAUUAGGAUUUGGUGACAAGCAGAUCUAUCUGUCUGAUUUUGGAUGCAAGUUAUCCUGAGACCCAUCAGAAUGCAGUUUAAGGUGUGAUGUUUAUUUACUUAGAGAUACUGCACGAUGACUGACCCCUUUCCGGCUCAACAAGCCCGCGGUGCCCAAUUACACCCAUGCAACCAAUUAACCCAUACAUUUUUGUACAUCCUCUCUGAUCACAUGGCUUUCCUCCCACAUUCCAAACUCCUUUCAGACACCAUUGGCAUUCAAACCCCAUUCAAAUCAGUGAUUAUUGACACUGUAAAGCGAUAAUGCUGAUCGACACAGUCCCUUAUCAUGAUGCAUUCUGAUCCAGUGAGCCUGCGCCCAAGACCAAUUAAUCUGCUAUUCUGAACAUCACUAGAAUGUGGAAGGAAAGCAGAGCACCUGGAGAAUACAGAAGCUCUUUAAAGACGGCAGCAGGAAUUGAACCAGAGCUGUAUGCUAACUGCUAUGCUCCCAUCCCUGAUUAUGGGGUAAAUAACACAAUAUCAAUUCCAUUUCAGUAUUGGAUGAACAGAUGAGGAAUUUCUAUAGCCAGAGGGUGGUGAAUCUGGAAGUCAUUGCCACAGUUGGCUGUGGAGACCAAGUCAUUGGCUACAUAUAAAGCAGAGGGUGAUAGGUUCUUUAUUAGUAAGGGUGUCAAAGGAUUUUGGGGAGAAGGCAAGAGAUUGGGGUUGAGAGGGAUAAUAAAUCACCCAUGUGGGAUUCUGCUAAUUCUGUUCCUAUGUCUUGUGGUCUGCUCUGGGCUUACACAUUCCCAAACCUCACAACCCUUCCUUGGACUAAAUACCUGACCCCUUAUCCUGUAUGGUGCCCACAGAACUGCCAGAGCAAUGGUACUAUUCUUUCACAACCCUGGAUGCCAGCUCCAUAUACCUAUCCAAGGUUCUCUUGAAUGUUGAAAUCAAAAUCGCAUCCACCACUUGCACUAGCAGCUUGUUUCACACUCACCACACUCUUGUAAAGAAGUUUCCUCUUAUGUUCCUCUUAAACAUUUCCCCUUUUACCCUUAACCCAUGUCCUUUAGUUGUAGUCUCACACAACUACAGCGGCAAAAAUACAACUUCAACAUAACAUGCCAGCUCCUGUAGUCAGUACUUUGAUUUAUGAAGGCCAAUGUGCCAAAAGCUUUCUUAAUGACCCUGUCUACUUGUGACGCCACUUUCAAUGAAUUAUGGACUUGUUGUCCCAGAUCCCUUUGUUCUACAGCUCACUGUGUAAGACCUACCCUGGAUGGUCCUCCCAAAGUGUACACCUCACACUUGUCUGCAUUAUAUGGGAGGCAGGGUUUGAGGAUCGGCACAACAUUGUGGGCCGAAGGGCCUGUACUGUGCUGUACUAUUCUAUGUUCUAUAUUCCCUGUGCCAUAAUUUAUAAACAAUUUUUCCAGCUGAUCCAGAUCCCGCUGCAAGCUUUGAUAGUCUUCCUUGCUGUCCACUACAUCCCCAAUCUUGGUGAAAUCUGCAAAUUUGCUGAUCCAGUUAACUACAUUAUUAUUAUCAUGUACCUGUGCAAAUUUCUCUUAAAUGUUACAAUUGAACUUCUGUGGUUUACCAGUUCCAUGGUCAGCUCACUCCACCCUCUGAGUGAAGAAGUUCUCCCUCAGAUUCUCCUUAAAUAUUUCAUACUUCAUACGAAACCUGUCUCCGCUAGUUGUAGUCUUGCCUAGUAUAAAAGUGAGUAUUGUGGUAUAGAGCGAGCCACUUCACCAUCCACAGUGAGAUUGAAUGGAUGAUUAGAACCGAGAAGGAAGAAUGUUACUACCUGUUCCAUCUGGGAGGUAAGCUCGACAACAAUGAAUAAGGAUUUUUUUUCUAGUAGUAGUUGUGUCAGUCAUAUCUUGAUAACUACACACCUAUUCUCAGCAUGAGGGAGGAGAGUGUGGCACAGAAAAAUUGGUCAGAAAAGCAGGUUAAACACUGAUGGUACUACAACUUCAAUGCCAAAAAAAAUCAAGCUGGAAAGAAGUUCCUAACCCUGGCUGUGGAACUGUUCUGCUUUGAGAUUCAGGAAUACUUGGAGCUAAUCUGGAGACCGUUUUGUCCUCACAUCUACAAGGAGUGCUGCUUCAAGAAAGCAGCAUCCAUGAUCAAGUACCCCACCAUCCAUACCCUGCUCUCUUCUUGCUACUGCCAUCGGGAAGGAGGUAUAGGAGCCUUGGGUCCCACAGCACCAGGUUCAGGAACAGUUAUUACCCCUCAACUGUCAGGUUCCAGAACCAGCUUGAAUAACUUCACUCACCUCAACACUGAAUGGAUUCGACAACCUAUAAACUCACUUUCAGGACUUUUCAACUCGUGUUCUGAUUAGCAUGUAUUUAUUUGUAUGUUCGUUUAUUUUUUUUUGUAUUUGCACAGUUUGCCUUUUGCACAUUGGUUGUUUAUCAGUCUUUGUAGCUUUUUUCCCCAUUGUAUACUGUAAUUGAUUUAUUUUUUUUCUCUUCUAUAUAUGUAUUGCAUUGAACUGCUGCUGCUAAGUUAAUAAAUUUCACGUCACAUGCUGGUGAUGAUAAACCUGAUUCUGAAUACAGAUUUUGAAUUUCAGGUCAUAACCUCGUUCAGUAUGAGAGUCUGACGACUUCUGUGUAUGAUGGAGGUAAUUUGGAAAGUCGUGUCAAAGCAGCCUCGAGUGUGUGAGAUAAAAACAGGAGUCCAUUUAGUCUGAGCUCACUGCAAAGGAACAAGGCACAGCUUCAGUGGGUGAACGCAAUAAAAAUGCAGGUGGAUACAUAUCUGCCCCUUCAAACUACUCAAUCUUUCACCAAAAUCACUUUUUUUUAUCUCUCCGCCACUUUCUUGCACAAAUUUCAUUCCCACAAUGUUUGCAAAACUAUUGACUUGUUUUGAAUGAAUAAUGCUCACAACACGCUGGAGGAACUCAGCAUCUGCAGAGUAUUUUGUGUUUUGAAUGAAUAAUGACUUGAGCUUCCAUAUCCCACUUGUGUAAUGGCUGAGAGUUUGUUUUUGUGAUUGGAAGCCUUGCAGCCAGUAGUCUGGAGCCAGAAUCUGUGUUGGGAACAUUGCUUUAUUCUAAAAUCUAGCUCAGGUUACAGGUGAUAUGAUCAGUAAGGUAACAGAUAAUGAGGCCCCAUUGAAUUGUAGUGUGCCCGUUUAUUUCUUCCACCAAAUUGCAGAUAACAGAUUAUGAAGCUGCAGCCUUGUGCAAAAUGAUAUUGAUGAGUUGGGAGAGAAUUAGCAGAGAUGGAACUUGGAGCUGAAUCUGGCCAUUCAGCCCAU